This is a messenger RNA of Peromyscus eremicus (cactus mouse), 2612 nucleotides long. RefSeq names its product UDP-glucuronosyltransferase 2B31-like. The record is from RefSeq and is a predicted model, not a curated record. Gene Ontology annotation, molecular function: UDP-glycosyltransferase activity. NCBI's taxonomy places the organism in Eukaryota, Metazoa, Chordata, Mammalia, Rodentia, Cricetidae. The transcript has 7 exons. The coding region runs from base 229 to 1821 and encodes 530 amino acids.
GUCUCCGCCCAUGCUUCUGCCUGCCGAGCGCCGGGGACACCCUGUUGCACGGAACUUCCUCACGCCAAGGACAGCUACGCGUUGCACUGGUGUCCCUAUCUUCGCGGCCCACUCCGGAGCAACUCUGCCAUCUUACUCCAGGAGUUCCCACAGCAGGGCUCCCCGACAGCACUGAUCUACAAGAGCUGAGUAAUCGCCAUUUGAAAGGCAGCUCUGGAUUUAACCACGAUGUCUGUGAAAAUGACAGCGGGCCUGCUCCUGCUCCAGCUGAGUGGCUUCUUUGGAUCUGGGAGUGGUGGGAAGGUGCUGGUGUGGCCAAUGGAAUACAGCCAUUGGUUCAACUUAAAGACAAUCCUAGAUGAGCUUGUGAAGAAGGGACAUGAAGUGACUGUUCUGAUACCCUCAGCUUCCGUUUCUUAUGAGGUUGAGGACACAUCUGCUAUUGAGUUUGAGACAUACCCUUCAUCCUUUCCCAUGGCUGAUUUGGAGGAAUUUUUCAUGGACUCACUCAGGAAAUACAUUUAUGAGCUGCCAAAGCAAUCAUUUUGGAGAUACUUUUUAAUGUUGCAAGAGUUGGUUUGGGUAGAUUCAGAUUAUUAUGAAAGUCUCUGCAAAGAUGUGGUUUUUAACAAGGAACUCAUGACAAAACUACACAAUUCAAGCUUUGACGUCAUGGUAGCAGAUCCCUUCAUACCCUGCAGUGACCUGCUGGCUGAGCUUCUCAAGAUACCACUUGUGUACAGUCUCCGCUUCUUUCCUGGGUCCACAUAUGAAAAGUACAGUGGAGGACUCCCACUGCCUCCUUCCUAUGUGCCUCCUGCUCUGUCAGAAUUGAGUGAUCGAAUGACAUUCAUGGAGAGGGUGCAAAAUGUAAUCUACGUGCUUUGUUUUGACUUUUGGUUCCAAACAUUUAAUGAGAAGAGGUGGAAUCAGCUUUACAGUGAAGUAUUAGGAAGACCCACAACACUCACUGAGUUGAUGGGGAAGGCAGAUAUAUGGCUCAUUCGAACCUACUGGGAUUUGGAAUUUCCUCACCCUCUCUUACCAAAUUUUGAUUAUGUUGGAGGACUCCACUGCAGACCUGCCAAGCCUCUGCCUAAGGAAAUAGAAGACUUUGUCCAGUCUUCUGGAGAACAUGGUGUUGUGGUGUUUUCCCUGGGGUCCAUGGUGGGUACCCUAACAGAAGAAAGGGCGAAUGUGAUUGCAGCAGGCCUUGCCCAGAUUCCACAGAAGGUUCUUUGGCGAUUUGAAGGCAAGAAGCCAGACACCUUAGGCUCCAACACUAGGCUCUACAAAUGGAUCCCCCAGAAUGACCUUCUCGGUCAUCCUAAAACCAGAGCUUUUAUAACUCAUGGUGGCACUAAUGGCAUCUAUGAGGCGAUCUACCACGGGAUCCCUGUGGUUGGCAUUCCUUUGUUUGGAGACCAGUUUGAUAAUGUUGUUCGUAUGAAGACCAAAGGAGCAGGUGUUAGACUGGACUUUCUCACAAUGUCCAGUGUAGAUCUGGUCGAUGCAGUGAAGACAGUCACUAAUGACCCUUCCUAUAAGGAGAAUGCCAUGCGGCUAUCAAGAAUCCACCACAAUCAGCCAAUGAAGCCCCUGGACAGAGCCGUCUUCUGGAUUGAAUAUGUCAUGCGCAACAAAGGAGCCAAGCACCUUCGUGUGGCAGCACAUGACCUCACCUGGUUCCAGUACCACUCUCUGGAUGUGCUUGCAUUCCUGCUGGCCUGUGUGCUGACUGUGAUGCUCAUCAUCAUGAAGUGUUGCCUCUUUUGUUGCCAGAAGUUUGCUAAAGCUGGAAAGAAGAAGAAAAGGGAGUAGCUGAUGUGGGGAGGACAGCCAUACGGACCUCCCCCAGUGCAUCCCAGCAAGAGAGGCUGUGAUGGCAGGGUCCUUCAUCCUGUGACGAGACAGCUUUUCAGUCUUCUUUGUCAAGUCAUAAGAUUUUUUUUCUCCCAGGCAAUUAAUAAUUCUUCUUUACUUAAUUGUAUUUCAGACCAAUGAUAAAAUUGAAAAGUAAACAAAGUUCAAUUGAAAUAGUCAACAUGAGCGGACAUAGGAAUUUUAGAAAUUCAUUUUUACAGUUUUAAAGUUAUACCAAACAAUACUAUGGCUGAGGUGAUGGCUCCAUGGAUAACACACUUGUCUGUCCAGACAUCCUCCCUUAUAUUGGAUCUGCAGAACCCAUAUGAAAGCUGUAUCUAGUAGCAUCUGUAACCCCAGUGUAAGCAAACCAGGAGAUGUGAGGCAGAGACAGAGUUACCUCAAGCUUGCAGGCCAAGGAGCCUGCUGUUCAGCAAAAGAUACCCUGCCUCAUAAAGUGUGGAAGGAGAAAAAUAACACUGGAUGUUGUACUCUGACAUCCCAAUGCUUGCCAUGUCAUGGGUGUGCCCCCACUCUCAAAUGAGCACACCCAUGUAAAAUACACAUUUAGACACUUCAAACACACACACUCUAAAGAAUGAAGGGGCCUCAGAGGUUGUUUGUAGAUGCAAGAUCACUAAGAAGCCCUCUAUGCUAUCAACAUGGUUUUGCAAGUAUUGAACAAGUUUUAACUUUACUUAUUGUAGACUUUGGAGUAUUAAUUUCUAGGUAAAGAGUUCAGGAUUGGA